Molecule: messenger RNA, 924 nt
Organism: Colletotrichum tamarilloi
Lineage: Eukaryota; Fungi; Ascomycota; Sordariomycetes; Glomerellales; Glomerellaceae
Exons: 1
Coding region: 1-924 (307 amino acids)
Source: RefSeq, a predicted model, not a curated record
AUGUCGAGGUCGAGACCCACCAGCGGGGCCUUGAUGCCCGGCGCCGUCAUCUUAACACCACCCACUCUCUCGGAGAUCCUCUCGAACACCUCUAUGCCGCCAUGGACACUAGCAGCAUUCAUGGCAUACCUCUCUCAGAACCACUGUCUGGAGACCCUAGAAUUCACUAUGGACGCCGACAGAUAUCGCAAGGCAUACGAGCAGAUCAUCACCAACCAGGAAUGGAUCGGCGAUGGUAAAGAGCAUGUCUGCUCAUUGUGGGAGAAGCUCAUGCAAGCAUACAUCAUUCCAUACGCGCCGCGCGAGGUAAAUCUUCCUUCGCCCGUGCGGAAUCAUCUUACGAACCUGGACUGCUCCUCCGCCCCACCUCCUCCAAGUGAACUCGACGACGCCGUCAGAAUCGUCUACGAGCUCAUGAACGAUUCUGUACUUGUUCCCUUCAUCGAGUCGGUCCAACCGGGCCAUGGCGAUUGCCGUACGGCGGAGGACGAAGGCCGACCUGGUCGCCUGCGCCUUCGGGCCGAGGGUGCUGGGGCUAGGUCAGAAGAGCCCGUGAAGUCUCCCAAGUUCCUACCCCAGCUGACUUUGGGUCGCAGUGGUGCCACAAGUCGAUCGGCUUCUGCGUCUGGCGAACACGCUGAACGCGAGGGAUUGACAGAUGAUAGUGGAAGCGCUGUUUCUCCUGGCACAGAGCCAAUGACUCCUCCCACUACUCCGCCAACUUCAGACUGGACAUUCAGUACCUCCCCAGGUGGACUUCAACGGGCAUUGACCGCACACAAUAACGGGUGGAAGAAGGUUGGCGCCAAGCUGGGUCUCCAUCGCAAGUCACGCUCUAACCGACGAAACAACCCGACAUCAUCGGCCCCAAUCACUGAUGGGGACGUCACCAUGGCUGAAGGCAGCCAGAGCAACCCUUUAUAG